AUGUAUCCUCCGGAGCGCCCUGUCACCAUGUGUGCGCUGUGCGUGUGUCAGGUGGUGCCCGGCACGUACUGCAGCCGCAACUUCUACGAGUGUUAUCGCAAGCGCUGCCGCCUGCAGUCGCCCAACUACCCGGGCAUGUACCCGCGCAACGUCACGUGCUACCUGACGCUGCGCCAGAAGACGGUGCCCAACUGCAAGCACGCCAUGAUCUCCGUGCGCCAGGACAGCGCGCACAAGAUCAAACGCGCCGUGGCCGUCGCCUCCCUCAACAAGACGGGCCGCGCGCUGCGCACGUGGGGCGAGUGCACGGGCGAGCGAGACCACCUCAUCUUCUACGACGGCGCCAGCACCGACGACCCCGUGCUCGUCAAGUUCUGCGGCGGCGACUGGCUGCCGCGCGUGGUGUCGCGGGGCCCCGAGAUGCUGGUCGCCUUCCACUCGUCGCCCUUCAGCGUCCCGCUGCACGCCGAGGGCGCGCCCUCGCCGCUCAGGGGCUUCGAGCUGGACGUGGACUUCUGGGUGAACGCGAGCAGCCCGGACAGCGAGGACGUGUGGACGCGCAGCCGGGGCCGCGCGGGCCACCUGCUCAGCCCGCGCCACACCCUCGCGCCCAACAGCACGUGCGUCUACCGCUUCCGGGGCCACCCGCGCGACCGCAUCUGGAUCUACUUCGUGGCCUACUCGCACCAGUCGCUGCUGCUGCCGCCGGCGUCCACGGCCGCCUCGGCCGCCGCCGCCUAA
This is a messenger RNA of Gryllus bimaculatus (two-spotted cricket), 741 nucleotides long. The record is from the annotation of a GenBank genome assembly. NCBI's taxonomy places the organism in Eukaryota, Metazoa, Arthropoda, Insecta, Orthoptera, Gryllidae.